Molecule: messenger RNA, 2942 nt
Organism: Nothobranchius furzeri (turquoise killifish)
Lineage: Eukaryota; Metazoa; Chordata; Actinopteri; Cyprinodontiformes; Nothobranchiidae
Gene: fzd10
Product: frizzled class receptor 10
Biological process (GO): canonical Wnt signaling pathway; non-canonical Wnt signaling pathway
Cellular component (GO): plasma membrane
Molecular function (GO): Wnt-protein binding; Wnt receptor activity
Source: RefSeq, a predicted model, not a curated record
GAAAGCAAGCUGUUCCGCACGUUUAGAAAAUAAUCCGCGUGUCAGUGUAAUCUUUCUUAUGCAAAGUAGCUGUCUUUGAAGGCGGAUCUUUUGGCAGGUUAGACCGGGACAGAGGCUCCGACCAGCUCAGAGGAAGCGCUGCCACCAAACGCACCAGGCGUGCCUACCCUGGGGAGGAGCGAUCCGAUCCUGCCUUUCGGUUUCUGCUCUCUUCUCGUCACUGAGGACGUUUAUCUGACUCGCUCUGGUGGUUCUGCGCGGAGCCAAAUGCUGAAGGAAGAGGGUUUUUAGUGUUUGUUUUUUAAUUGUUUUUUGUUUGUUUGUUUUGUUUUGUUUUUUUGCUUGAACUUGUUCCUCACCGACUGGAACCGCGCCGCGCCGCAGCGCGGACACGCACAAACCUGACCCCCAGAAAAGUGUCAUGAGACGUGAGGACUGAGCGGCGAGCCGGCUGGAAACCAAACGGAAACUACAGAGUGGACUGGCUGGUUGUGUUGUAGACUGAAGGAGAGGAAGUCGCUCUGUCUGGGAGCAGCAUGGACUCUGACUGCGCGCUUGGAAACAUUUGCGCUCCGUCGCGCGAUUUCAGCCCGAAACUCUGAAGUGAAGAAUGAUUCUGCUACAGAUAUUUGAGAUGUGUUCAGCUGUGAGACUGAGCCUCUUCCCAGUGCUGCUGCUGCUAUGGAGCAGCACUGGGGCUUCGGCCAUCAGCUCAAUAGACCCAGACUGGUCCGGAGAGGGGAGGUGUCAACACAUAAACAUCCCCCUGUGCAAAGACAUCGGCUACAACAUGACCCGCAUGCCCAAUCUCAUGGGCCACGAUGACCAAAAAGAGGCCGCCAUCAAGCUGCAGGAGUUUGCCACACUGAUCCAGUACGGGUGCCAUAGUCACCUUAAGUUCUUCCUGUGCUCGCUUUACGCUCCCAUGUGCACAGAGCAGGUGUCCAACCCCAUCCCGGCCUGUAGAGUCAUGUGUGAGCAGGUCAAGCAGAGGUGCUCACCCAUCCUGGAGCAUUUCAAAUUCCCCUGGCCUGACUCUUUGGACUGCUCGCGUCUGCCAACUAAAAACGAUCCAAACAACCUGUGCAUGGAAGCACCCAACAACGGAUCAGACGAGCCUCCGAAGGUCUCCAACACCCAGUCUCCAGAGUUCAGGCCACAGAGACCUGUUGGUGGACAAGAUCUGCACCUUAAGGACAGCAAGCAUAUGUGCAGCAAUCCUGGCAAGUUCCACUUUGUGGAGAAAAGUGAGUCCUGCGCCCCAAAAUGCUACGCAAAAGUGGAUGUUUAUUGGAGUCAGGGCGACAAGCAGUUUUCUCUGGUGUGGAUGGCCAUCUGGUCCAUCCUCUGCUUCGUCUCCAGUGCCUUCACUGUCCUCACCUUCCUCAUCGACCCACAACGGUUCAAAUACCCAGAGAGGCCGAUCAUCUUCCUCUCCAUGUCCUACUGUGUUUACUCUGUGGGCUAUCUUAUUCGGCUCUUUGUGGGAGCUGACAGGAUAGCCUGUGACAGAGACAAUGGGGUCCAGUACAUUAUUCAGGAAGGUCUGGAGAGCACCGGCUGCACCAUUGUGUUCCUCAUCCUAUAUUAUUUUGGUAUGGCCAGCUCUCUCUGGUGGGUCAUCCUGACCCUCACUUGGUUCCUAGCUGCAGGGAAGAAGUGGGGUCACGAAGCCAUCGAGGCCAACAGCAGCUACUUCCACCUGGCAGCAUGGGCCAUCCCGGCCGUCAAGACCAUCAUGAUCCUGGUGAUGAGGAAGGUGGCUGGGGACGAGCUGACAGGCAUCUGCUAUGUGGGCAGCAUGGAUGUCAAAGCUCUCACAGGCUUCGUGCUCAUCCCUCUCUCCUGCUAUCUCAUCAUCGGCACUUCGUUCCUGUUGUCUGGCUUUGUGGCGCUCUUCCACAUACGGAAGAUUAUGAAAACAGAAGGAGAGAACACUGACAAGCUGGAGAAGCUGAUGGUCCGCAUCGGGGUCUUCUCUGUGCUCUACACCGUCCCAGCCACCUGCGUCAUCGCCUGUUACUUCUACGAGAGGCUCAACAUGGACUACUGGCGCAUCCUGGCAGUGGAGCAGAAGUGCGUGGACAGCAGCGGGCCAGAGUCGGACGACUGCAUCAUGAAGGCUUCCAUCCCCGCCGUGGAGAUCUUCAUGGUGAAGAUCUUCAUGCUGUUGGUGGUGGGCAUCACCAGCGGCAUGUGGAUCUGGACCUCAAAGACACUGCAGUCAUGGCAGAACGUGUUCAGCAGGAAGCUGAAGAAGAGGACAAGGAGGAAGGCCACCAGCGUCUUCACCAGCAGCAGGCCUUAUAUCAAACCUCACCCAUCUCUCAAAGGCCCCAACACAAAGUACGAGCCCACACGGCCCCCUCCGACAUGUGUAUGAGCCAGAUCUCUUGGUGCAAACUCAAAUGUCCUUUUAAAACCCAGAGAAAGACUUCUGAUUGAUCAGAAAAUCGUCAAAAGAUUCAGAAUUCCUGUUUUAUUUAUGUGUUCUGCAUUGAGAACAUACAACAUGCCCCUGUUUUUGUUUCUUCAGCCAUGUCACAACAAGAGCAACCUUUACGUCUGAGAAAAAUCUGCCUCGCCGUCACUCACUUUUUCAUUUCAGGAACUUGGAUUUGAAAAAAUAUAAAAUCUAAUUGUGCACCUGAAGAGAAUAAGUGAAGUAAACUGGAUUUGUAUUACUUGAAUAACGUGCAAUAGAUGUGAGAGGCUGGUAGAUGACAGAUGUUCGUUAUUGGAGGUCCAGGCAGUUGAACCUCACCAGAAGCCAGUGUGGCAAAUUCCUGCCCUAAAUUAAUCAAGCACUCGAUUUUGAAAAGUUGUUUGUACACUGUUUUGCUUUUUUGUCUUUGCUAUUUUACAGCACAAGGGAGUAUUUGUAUAUAUUUCUAAAAAAGUUGAGAUUUUAUAGAAAAAAUAAUAAAACGUUCUAGUUUUAA